Labeo rohita (rohu) is the source of this 1824-nucleotide messenger RNA. Its product is annotated as C3a anaphylatoxin chemotactic receptor-like. Gene Ontology annotation, cellular component: plasma membrane. The transcript has 2 exons. The coding region runs from base 48 to 968 and encodes 306 amino acids. Lineage: Eukaryota; Metazoa; Chordata; Actinopteri; Cypriniformes; Cyprinidae. Gene Ontology annotation, biological process: positive regulation of cytosolic calcium ion concentration; phospholipase C-activating G protein-coupled receptor signaling pathway; complement receptor mediated signaling pathway. The record is from RefSeq and is a predicted model, not a curated record. Gene Ontology annotation, molecular function: G protein-coupled receptor activity; complement receptor activity.
ACCAAGAUCAAGACUUGACUUAUCCCAGUGCAUCAACAGCUCAAAAAAUGGAAAACAUCAGUUUUGGACCUGAAAACAUGACUAGAGACACAGCAAAUAACACCACUAUGCAGCAUGAGGGAAUAACAAGUUUAUAUAUCCUUGUGUUAUGCAUUUUCUUCGCCACGUCUGUUGUGGGUCUCAUUGGAAAUGGGCUUGUCAUAUUUUUGACUUGCUGCAGAAUGAAGACGACUGUCAACUCCAUUUGGUUUCUAAACUUGGCGAUCGCAGACUUCAUCUCCAUUUCAAUCUCAUGCAUAGUCUCGGGUUUGGACCAGUUGCACAGUCAUUUCUUAAUUCGCAUUUUCUUAAUGUCGUUAAAUGUGUUUGCUAGUAUUUUUUUUCUAGUUGUUAUCAGUCUGGACCGAUGCCUGUGCACAUGGAUGGUUGUUUGGGCUAAAAAUAAAAGAACUGUACUCAAAGCCAGGAUCACCUGCAUGAUUGUGUGGGUUUCAUCCAUCGGCUGCAGCAUUCCUAUCUUUAAAGUCAAUAUAUUUAACUUUAGGUUUCUGAUCACAUAUGAAUUUACAGUGGCCUUCCUCAUUCCCUUUCUGAUCAUUGCAUCUUCAUAUAUAGCUAUUGGAGUACGAAUGAAACGUUUUAAAAGAAAACAGUUCAGGUCGUACCGGGUCAUUAUAACCGUAAUCCUGGCUUUUUUCAUAUGUUGGUCUCCAUACCAUGCUUGUUGUUUUUAUUUUAUAACUGCAUUAGAAAAUGACUGGAGUAUCAGUGAUGUAUCUGUUAUAGCAGUGAUUGUCAGUACAUACUUGGUUCAUCUAAACAGCUGCUUGAACCCCUUUCUCUAUGUGUUUAUGUGUGAUGAGUAUAAGAAGAAGCUUAAACAGUCUCUGCAGCUGGUGCUGGAGACGGCUUUUGCUGAAGAUCAUCUGGACUUCAAGGCAGCUGGAAAGCGGCAAGCAGCACAAUAAAGCCAAGCUUAAAUUGUAGAAAACUAGUCUCUAAAUGAUUGUGAACAUCAUUACUAUAUUAUUAUCAUCAUUGCAACAACCUGGGUCUAAUCCAGCACCUUUAUAGUCCUUACAGUACUUUGCCAAAAAAUGCUUUUAUAAAACAGCAAUUUCAAAAUGUAUGUUUGAGACAAGACUGUGUGUAAAUUGUGUUCUAAAACCAAACAAAGUCUCUUUAAAUAGGCCAAUUUCAGAUCAUUGCUGUGAUCCUGGCCUUUUUUGUAUGUUGGCUUCCAUUGCAUGUUUGUGACUUUUAUGUGGUAAUUGCAACCAAGAUAAAGGAGUUGAAAGUGUAAAUUUGGCCAGCAGAGCAAUAGCUUAAUUCCUGAUUUUGUCGAACAUCUGUGUGAACCCCAUUCUCUACAUGUUCAUGUGUGAGGACUACAAGCAAAAGCUUAAACAGUUCCUGCUCCUGGUGCUGGAAACAGCGUUCACUGAAGAUCAUAACCUUCAGAAUCAAACAGGAGACAAAAAAACACUUGCUCCUCCAAACCUAAUAGAUGCAAGGACGAAACAAGACUUUGAGAUCAUAUUUGCUUAUAAUUCAACUCUGUGUACUACUAUUUUGCUCAUUUUGUCUGACCUUCAUUUUAAAUAAAAAUGCCAAAAAGCUUGAAUAUGGUCAGUUGCUGUCAAAGUGUGGCUUGGAAUUACAUGCAUUUAACAGAUACUUUAUUCAGUUUAUUCAAUGAACACAUCAAAAUCAUUUUCACUACUGUAGAUUUAUUUGAAGCUCUUGAGAGUCUGUAUUUAAAGAAAAAUAAAGACAUUACAAAAUCAUUCAGUUCAGCUCUCAUUCAAAAUUCUCGUUUUUCAC